CAUCCGUAAAACUUAUUUAAAAUAUACAUUUUUUUCUCAACAGUGACCGAGGAUUUGCCAAUCAAUGUAACACCUCACGAAUUCAUCACUGUGAAUAUGCAUAAGAAGAUUAUUCAAAGCAUUGUUCUUCCUUCUCUGGAUCCUAUUCAGCAUACUUUCAAAUCAUUCAAAGUUAUGCCCGUCACUAGAAAUAAUCGGGCAUAUGUAAAUGCUGGUUUCCUUUUGAAGUUUUGUAGAUCAAGUGAGGUUAUUGAAUCAGCUACAAUAUGCUUUGGGGGCAUAAAUCCUUUAUUUGUACAUGCUUCAAAAACUGAAGAUUUUCUUAUCGGUAAGCCACUUUUCACCAAUGAAACGCUUCAAGCAGCAUUGCACGAACUCUCCCAGGAAAUUCAACCAGACUGGGUGCUUCCGGAUGCCUCUCCUGACUAUCGUAAAAAUUUGGCUCUAUCGUUAUUUUAUAAAUACAUUCUUAGUAUUGCUCCUGAAAGCUCUAUCGUACUGAAUGCUCGUUUCAAAAGUGGUGGAACCAAUUUGGAACGCCCUUUGUCUUCGGGUAAACAGAAUUACGAUACAUAUCCAAGCAAAUGGCCUCUCACCCAGUACACGCCUAAAAUAGAAGGCUUGGCACAAUCAUCUGGAGAAGCUGAAUACGUCAAUGAUAUACCGAAGAUGCCAAAUGAGCUGCAUGCCGCAUUCGUUUUGGCUACCGAGAUACAAAGCCGAAUCAUCAAAAUAGAUGCUUCGAAAGCAUUGGUGAAAAAUAUUUAUGUUUGAAAAAAUAUUCUUUAGAUAACAUUUUCAAUUUCAGAAAUUGGACGGAGUUGUGGCAUUCUUUUCAGCUAAAAAUAUUCCUGGCAUUAAUAAUUUCAUGCCUCUUGAAUUCGGUAACGAAGAAGUUGAAGAGAUUUUCGGCAGCGGAGAAGUUGCGUUUCAUGGACAGCCCAUCGGAAUAAUAGUUGCAAACACGUUCGAUUUGGCAAACUUUGCUACUAAUUUAGUCGAAGUCAUUUAUGAAAGGAUUACCAAUAGACCAAUUUUCAUAACACCAAAAGAGGUUGUCAAGGCAUCAGCUAGAGAACGAAUAAUCAAUCAAAAUUUUGAUCGUUAUGGAAUGAAGUACGGAACGACAUCGGAAGGUCAUAUUCAAAUCAAGGGACAGAUGGAGCUAGGUGGGCAGUAUCACUACUCAAUGGAAACGCAAACUUGCUUUUGCGUCCCCAUAGAAGAUGGCAUGGACAUCUACGCUUCUUCGCAAAGUACAAACUUUAUGUUGGCUGCAGUUUCUCAAGCUUUGAAUGUACAGGAAAAUUCACUGAAUAUUAGCGUUCGCCGAGUAGGAGGAGCCUAUGGAGCAAAAUCAACCAGAGCUCCACAAAUUGCGUGCGCAUGCGCUCUUGCGGCACAUAUUCUGCAAAAACCUGUCCGCAUGCUUCUAACCUUAGAAACCAAUAUGUCCGCUAUAGGAAAACGAACAGGAACUUUUUCCGAAUAUCAAGUGGAUGUUAACCGAAGCGGCAGGAUUGUUAAAUUAACCAAUACUUACACACACGACGGGGGCGCCAUUUUGAAUGAGCCAUUGGCCUUCCUUACUAGUGAUUUGUUCAAAAAUUGUUAUCGGACGGACUCUUGGGGAUUAAUUGGUAACAUGGCACGAACAGAUGUGGCCACCAACACCAUCUGCCGCGCUCCAGGAACCAUGGAAGGUAUCUCAAUGGUAGAAAACAUCAUGGAACACAUCGCACAUGUUACACGAGAGGAUCCUUUGGAUGUCCGAAUGCAGAACAUUCCGAAACAAAAUAAGAUGUACGAGUUAUUGCCAAAGUUCAGGAAAGAUGUUGACUUCGAUGAACGCAGAAAGACUGUGGAUAUGUUCAACAUACAAAAUCGUUGGCGCAAACGAGGAAUAGCUAUCAUACCUAUGGAGUACCCGAUGGAGUAUUCUGGUACUUUGAAUGCCUUGGUUUCCAUUUACCACAUUGACGGAUCAGUGGCUAUCACUCAUGGAGCAAUUGAAAUGGGCCAAGGAGUCAAUACAAAAGUGGCACAAGUAGCAGCACAUGUUCUAGGAAUACCUAUGACCAUGAUUUCUGUUAAACCGAGUACAACACUGACAUCACCCAACUGCGCCCCAUCAGUUCACAGUAGAACAAGCGAGAAUGCUGCAUUUGCUGUAAAACGAUGUUGUGAAAUUCUAAUGGACCGUCUUCGACCCAUUCGUCAAGCGAAUCGAAUGGCACCUUGGGAAGAGGUCGUAAACCGAGCUUUUGUUACAAAUAUCGAUCUAACCGCCUCUUAUUUCUAUGAGCCGUCCGAUCUCAAAGCAUACGUUAUCUGGGGCUUGGCCUGUGCGGAACUGGAAGUCGACAUUCUCACCGGCAACAUUCAAAUCAACCGAGUAGAUAUUCUGGAAGACGUUGGCGAGAGUAUGAAUCCGGGAAUCGAUGUUGGCCAGGUGGAAGGUGCCUUUAUAAUGGGAUUGGGUUAUUAUCUCACAGAAGCAUUGGUUUAUGAUCCAUCGAAUGGAGCGCUGGUCAAUAACCGGACGUGGAACUACAAGGUUCCGGGAGCGCAUGACAUUCCAAUUGAUUUUCGUAUUCAAUUUCUAAAGGGAAGUUCUAACCCGCACGGCGUUCUAAGAUCAAAAGCAGUUGCAGAACCAGCGCUUAGUAUGAGCCCAGUGCUGACGUAUGCGCUUCGGUAUGCGCUGCGUUCAGCAAGGAAGGACGCAGGGCUACCAGACGAUUGGAUUCCAAUAGGCUCAGGAACGACCCCUGAAAAAAUAUUUUUAUUAUCUGGGAAUCAAAUCGACCAAUACAAGCUAUACUAAAUAACCAUAAACGAUAAUAUAUUGUCUCUGAUUGUGAAUAUGAUUCAGCAUUGUACGUGAAAUA
Messenger RNA from Aedes aegypti (yellow fever mosquito), 2891 nucleotides. RefSeq names its product xanthine dehydrogenase 1. Gene Ontology annotation, molecular function: oxidoreductase activity; iron ion binding. NCBI's taxonomy places the organism in Eukaryota, Metazoa, Arthropoda, Insecta, Diptera, Culicidae. The transcript is spliced from 4 exons. Bases 869 to 2827 code for a protein of 652 amino acids. The record is from RefSeq and is a predicted model, not a curated record.